Molecule: messenger RNA, 9743 nt
Organism: Sander lucioperca (pikeperch)
Lineage: Eukaryota; Metazoa; Chordata; Actinopteri; Perciformes; Percidae
Gene: myo9aa
Product: myosin IXAa
Exons: 44
Coding region: 483-8573 (2696 amino acids)
Biological process (GO): intracellular signal transduction
Cellular component (GO): myosin complex
Molecular function (GO): microfilament motor activity; protein binding; GTPase activator activity
Source: RefSeq, a predicted model, not a curated record
UCUCUAUUUUCUCCCCGCCCAUUAGCAGCGUGAACGCGCACUGCCGCGCGUCCCCAGAGCGGCCGCACUGAUUAGCUAGGCAAAGUGGAGAGUUUCUAGCGACCGUCACCGAGCUGCGAAGGACUGCUUUUUAAUUACAUUAACUACAGCGAACACGCACGGAUAAAAAAAAAAAAGCGCAAGUAUUCAGCGCGGAGUUGUAUUUCGAGGAGUUGUUCGGAGGCAGACGGCGGGAGAGAGAAGAAAACAAAUUAAUUCAGUGGGAAUGCAGGGAAUUAAAUAGAGACUUAGGCAUUUUGAGUGGCUACAAGUGUGUGUGGCUCUGCAACCCAUCCUGAGAGCAGACGGAAAACUUGAGUCCCACUUACAACCGACUUCAGCGUUCACUUCUGGAGUGGUAAUGUCUUGAAUCGGUGGCCUCUCCAGCCCAGUAAAGGACGUGCCAGUGCCGGGCUGCCGCUAAUGGGAACUCCUGCUCUGCCAUGAGUGCUCGUGAUGGCGUUGGUGGCAUGGGCACCCUGGGCCGGCGGCCGCGCUUCGAGAACUCAGAGUUCACCGUGCGCAUCUACCCAGGCGCCCUGGCCGAGGGCACCAUCUACUGCCCGAUCAGUGCCCGCAAGACCACCACAGCCGCUGAGGCCAUCGAACGUGUAAUUGAACGCCUGCAGCUGGACCGCACCAGGUGUUAUGUUCUGGCUGAGGUGAAGGAGUUCGGUGGGGAAGAAUGGAUUCUGAACCCCUGCGACUGUCCCGUGCAGAGGAUGAUGCUCUGGCCCCGGGUGGCACUAGAGCACCGCCCACUGUCUGGUGGCGAGGACUACCGCUUCCUCCUAAGGCAGAAGAACCUAGACGGCUCGAUUCACUAUGGCGGCAGCCUCCAGAUGUGGCUGCAGGUCACAGAGGAGCGCAGGCGCAUGGUGGAACGUGGACUGCUGCCACAGCCUGAGGCUCAUGGUGACCAGGCAGAUCUAUGCCGCCUGCCGGAGCUCAACGAGCGCUCGCUGCUGGACAACCUGCGCUCGCGCUUCCGCCAGGAAAGGAUCUACACGUAUGUCGGAAGCAUCCUCAUCGUCAUUAACCCCUUUAAGUUCCUGCCCAUCUACAACCCCAAGUAUGUGAAGAUGUAUGAUAAUCAUACACUGGGUAAUUUGGAGCCACAUAUUUACGCCGUGGCUGAUGUGGCGUACCACGCCAUGCUGCAGAAAGAGAGAAAUCAGUGCAUCGUUAUAUCUGGGGAGAGCGGCUCUGGGAAGACGCAAAGCACGAACUUUCUCAUUCAUCAUCUGACCGCUCUCAGCCAGAAGGGUUUUGCCAGUGGAGUGGAGCAGAUCAUCUUGGGGGCCGGGCCAGUACUAGAGGCAUUUGGGAACGCAAAGACAGCCCACAAUAACAACUCGAGUCGCUUUGGUAAGUUCAUUCAGGUGAACUACCAGGAGAGUGGCACUGUGAGAGGAGCAUAUGUGGAGAAAUACCUGCUGGAGAAGUCGAGGCUGGUCUAUCAGGAGCACAAUGAGCGAAACUACCAUGUGUUUUACUACCUGCUGGCAGGAGCGAGCGAAGAAGAGAGGAAAGCCUUUCACCUCAUGAAGCCUGAAGAAUACCAUUACCUCAGUCAGAUGACAAAGUCAACCCACCAACCGCACUGGGACAGUUACUGUGAGAGUGAACCGGACUGCUUCACAGUCGAAGGAGAAGACCUGAAGCAUGACUUUGAGAGGCUUCAGCUGGCUAUGGAGAUGGUGGGCUUUCUUCCUUCCACACGCAAACAGAUCUUCUGCCUGCUGUCGGCCAUCCUUCACCUGGGCAACAUCCGCUACAAGAGGAAAACCUACAGGGACGACUCGAUCGACAUCUGUAACCUAGAGGUGCUGCCUGUCGUCUCAGAACUGCUGGAGGUCAAAGAAGAGAUGCUGUUUGAAGCUCUGACAACGCGGAAGACCGUUACUGUCGGAGAGAAGCUGAUUGUCCCUUACAAACUGUCCGAGGCUGGUACGGUGCGGGACUCCAUGGCGAAGUCCCUGUACAGUGCUCUGUUUGACUGGAUUGUCUUCAGGAUCAACCACGCUCUGCUCAACAUCAAGGACCUGGAAGAGACCACCAAGAUCCUGUCCAUUGGAGUGCUUGACAUUUUUGGGUUUGAGGAUUAUGAGAACAACAGCUUCGAACAGUUCUGCAUCAACUUUGCCAACGAGCGUCUCCAGCACUACUUCAACCAGCACAUCUUCAAGCUUGAACAAGAGGAAUACAGAGCAGAGGGCAUCAGCUGGCACAACAUCGACUACAUCGACAACACAGGCUGCAUCAACCUGAUCAGCAAGAAGCCCACAGCGCUGUUUCACCUACUGGAUGAAGAGUGCAAUUUCCCUCAAGCCACCAACCAGACCUUGUUGGAUAAGUUCAAGAGGCAGCAUGAGGGGAACAGCUACAUCGAGUUCCCUGCUGUCAUGGAGCCCGCCUUCAUUAUCCGACACUAUGCGGGCAAGGUCAAGUACGGGGUUAAGGAUUUCAGAGAGAAGAACACAGACCACAUGCGUCCGGACAUCGUAGCUUUACUGAAGAGCAGCAAGAACGCCUUCAUCUGCGGGCUGAUGGGCAUCGACCCGUCAGCCACUUUCCGCUGGGCGGUACUCCGAGCCUACUUCAGGGCCCUGGUGGCUUUCCGAGAGGCUGGGAAGAGACACGCGCAGAAGAAGACUGGGCAUGAUGACGCUGCUCCCUGUGCAGUUUUGAAAAGUGUGGAUAGUUUUAGCUUUCUGCAGCACCCUGUGCAUCAGAGAAGCUUAGAGAUCCUGCAGAGAUGCAAAGAGGAGAAGUACAGUGUGACCGGUAGGAGUCCACGUACGCCGCUGUCAGACCUUCAGGGAAGCAACACCAUCAACGAGAAAUCCCCACGGAGUUCUCCAGGCCUGGGCUGGAAUGGGCGCGUGGGUCGACUGAGCCGCUUGUCAUCCAGCAGCUCCACCACAGAAGAAGAUGGCAUCUUUGUCAACUCUGCCAGCAGUAAACUCCUUGAGAGAGCCCACGACAUCCUCAUGAGGAACAAAAACUACAAAUCUAAGCCAGUUCUUCCAAAGCAUUUACUGAACGUCAAGUCACUGAAGUAUCUCAGCAAACUGACGCUUCACGACCGCAUCACCAAGUCACUGCUUCACCUCCACAAAAAGAAGAAACCACCCAGUAUCAGCGCACAGUUCCAGGCCUCCCUCAAUAAGCUAAUGGAGACUCUGGGUCAGUCUGAGCCUUAUUUUGUCAAGUGCAUCCGUUCCAAUGCUGAGAAGCUGCCCUUAAGGUUUAAUGAUAACCUGGUGCUGAGGCAGCUGCGUUACACAGGUAUGCUGGAGACUGUGCGCAUCCGGCAGUCGGGCUACAAUAUAAAGUACAGCUUCAAGGAUUUUGUCCAUCACUUCUGUGUGCUGCUCCCAGAGGGCACCAGUGCCACCAGAGAGGGCAUCCAGCAGAGUCUGGACCAGCUGGACCUCGAACCAGAUGGCUAUCAAGUGGGAAAGACAAUGGUGUUUCUGCGGGAGGCUGAGCGUCAGCGUCUGCAGGCCGUACUCCACGCUGAAGUUCUCCGGCGCAUCGUCACGCUGCAGCGGCGAUUCAGAGUCCGGCUGGAGAGGAAGCAGUUUGUCAGAAUGAGAGAAGCGGCGAUCUGCAUCCAGAAAUGGUGGCAUUUGUACCAGUCCAUAGAAGAGGAAGAGGAGGAUUAUGACCCUAACGUCCAGGAGAGGGCAGCUCUGUGUCUGCAGACACACUGGCGAGGUUCCAGGGAGCGUCAGAAGUUCAGGCUGUGGAGGGAGGCUGCUCUGGUGCUACAGAGGGCAUGGAGGUUAUGGCUCUACCGGCGCUGCACAGCAGCUCUGCUCAUUCAGACGGCCUGGCGCUGUCAUCAAGCAAGAGAAGCCUACUUGCGUCUGUAUCAUGCUGUGGUACAACUCCAGGCAAUAAGCAGAGGAUUCCUCACCAGGCAGAGCUUCAAGAAACUGCGAGAACAGACGCUGAGGGACAAGAAGGAGCAGCAGGAGAAGCUGCUUCAACUGCAGAAUGGCCAGGUGAGUCUCUCACCAGAGGAAGAGGAGGAUCCGCCAGAGAGGAUCAUGGGCUUGGACCUCAGCACGUGGGAGGAUCGCUCCUACGAGCAGCGAGAAAGGAGCCUCCAAACCCUCAGCAGCCACGAGGGCGCGGCUCAAGAGGAAGGAGAGGACAGAGAGCAUGCUUGUACCAGAGAGAGUCCCUCUAAAGUGCAAACUGAAGCACCGGACUCGAUCCAGACCUCCACUGUGGUGGUGCGAGAGAGGUCCAGAACUACAGACGAGCCCAGCCAGAAAACCACUCGGGCCAAGAGAGAGAGCCGGCGGAUGAGAGAGUUGGAGCAGGCCAAGUUCAGCCUGGAGCUCCUCAAGGUGCGGGCGACCGGCGGCGGACCCUCAUCCCCGUCUGAGGAACGCCGCUGGUCUUUGGAGCUGGUGCCCCCUGCAACACCACCUCUCCCUUCGCCCCAGGGCACGCCCGACAGCCAGAGCUCCAAAGGCAGCUUUGAGCUUCUCAGUAUGGAUGACGAGCCACCCAAGGCUGUAGAAGAGGUGACAGACAGCGAGGACCUCUGCUCCCCUGUUCCUUCGGUAGCUCCGGAACCUGAGCCUAAUAUGGAGGUUGUUUCAACAAGCCCUAAGCCAGUUGAACCACAUAGGACAGUGGUUUCUGAUGCUGGCAGCCAGGGCCAGACCAAAAUGGAUCUGGCAGCCCCCUCUGCCCCCGCACAUCCGCCCAAAAUCGAGAACUACCUCCCUACCUUUUACGUCCCUGCUAGCGAGGGCAGCACAGUCGUCUCCCGUCGUCCCGCCGAAGAGCCCAAACAAACCACAGAGGCAGCCGUCUCUACAACCACCACUGUUACCAAGACUCUCAAAGAAAGGCGGGAGUCAUCGCGUCGCCCAGUGGUGGUGGUCAUCAGCAUGCAGAAAGAAACGCCACUAAGCCAAGAGCUGAGUGAUCUUGUCCGUCCUCCUGUAGAGGUUCGAGAUUGGGCAUCCCGGACAGGGGAGAAGCCAGACCCAGCUCCCGUCCCCGCUCCUACCGCUGUCCCUCAGGCUGACCAGGCUGUCAUAGAGAAGCUAGUGCGACUGAACGAGGAGAAAGAGGUGAGGCAGCGUAAUCAGCGGCAGCAGAACGAAAAGGAGAUGAUGGAGCAGAUCAGACAACAGAAAGAAGUGCUGGAGCGCCAGCGUCUUUUCUUCGCUCAGUACGAGAGAGACAUGUUUGAGAAACAAAGAGGAGAAGCUCUGCACAGAAUACAGCAGAGUCGGCAGGGUGGACAAGAUGUUGGCGGAUCCGCAACCUCGGGAAAGCCCCUUAGACCCAGUUCCCUGCUAAUUGAGAGAACAGCAGGGCUAGUUCCUCAUGCCAGAACACAGUCAGUCUCCACCGCCCAGUCGGUGCACUCUCCGCCGGGUGUAGACCUCCAGGGCAGCGCCCCUCACCCCCAGCUGCCUCCUCCACCUGCUUCUGUUCCCAGAGAAAGACGCAAGGAGAGGAGGCCUGUUGCUGACGGCUGGGCACCCAAACUCACGCUGGAGUCUAAAGAUGGAGGAGGAGGAGCCAGAGCCAGAACAGCAACCAAGAAGCCACCAAGUACUCAGGACGACACAGUUGGUACGACGGACAAGCCAAACAUCUUCUUCUCUCCAAACGACAAAGUCACAUUUACAAAGUUUGACAGUGAUGCUGUCACUAAAGAAACACCUGCAGCCAUUCCCAGAGAAGGACCAUCACCAGUCUCCAAGCCCUCUAAAGGGGCAAAGGUGCGGGAUGUUGGCAGAGCGGGCCAAAAAAAGAAAGCCAGAAUGGCACGGACCCGCUCCGACUUCCUCACCCGCGCCCCCUCCCUCUCAGUUGGGGGCGAUUCAGACGAGGAUGACUAUGAUGGCGACAGCCCCGUCAGCCCCCGUCAUUACACUCUACCCCUCUCCAAACAGAACUCCACGGACGCGGGCUUAAGAAAGUCCUGUUUCAGUGACUCAGACAUGCCUGCAAGCUCUGAGGAGCAAAAGAAGAUUCACAAAGCCAUGUCGUCAGGAGAUUUGGUCAAAGUGGACUCCAUGCGCAAGAACUCGCAAGAUGGAAGGGUCCGUAAGAUGCGUUUCUGGGGCAAGACAAAGUAUGGGGAUAAGAAGACGUCCAGAGAAAAGUUGAUCUGUGGGGCUGAUUCCUUGGAUGGAGACUAUGGAGACACUGGGCCAUUGCUGGGAGACGGUCAGGAGAACAUGUCGCCUCCCUGCAGUCCUGACCCGAUGUUGGAUCGGGGGUUCCGAGACUUGAAGGAGAACAAGGAGCCGUCUCCCAAGGUGAAGCGACGGCGCAGCGUUAAGAUCAGCAACGUGGCUCUGGAACCUGCUCAGUGGCAGAACGACGCGCUGCAGAUCCUCACCUGCACCAACGACUACAGGAGCAUGAACGACUUCCUCAUGAAGAAGAUCAACGACUUGGACACGGAGGACAGUAAGAAGGACACCAUGGUGGACGUCGUGUUUAAAAAGGCUUUGAAGGAAUUCCGUCUGAACAUCUUCAACUCUUACUCCACAGCACUUGCGAUGGACGACGGUAAGAGUAUCCGCUACAAAGAUCUCUACGCUCUGUUUGAGCAAAUCUUGGAAAAGACCAUGCGACAGGAGCAGAGGGACUGGAGAGAGUCUCCUGUCACAGUGUGGGUCAACACCUUUAAAGUUUUCCUGGAUGAGUUCAUGACUGAGUACAAACCUCUGGACAGCACACCCAGCAAGCAGGCACCUAAACCUGAACGCAAAAAACGGAGGAAAAAGGACACAGACAUUGUGGAGGAGCAUAACGGCCACAUCUUCAAGUCCACCCAGUACAGCAUCCCCACAUACUGUGAAUACUGCUCAUCACUCAUCUGGAUGAUGGACCGCGCCUGCGUGUGCAAAUUGUGCCGAUACGCCUGCCACAGAAAGUGUUGCCAGAAGAUGACCACCAAAUGCAGCAAGAAGUUUGAUCCAGAGCUUUCCUCCAGACAGUUCGGAGUGGAAGUUUCUCGUCUGACUAAUGACGAGAGGACGGUGCCUCUGGUAGUGGAGAAGCUUAUCAACUACAUUGAGAUGCACGGCCUCUACACCGAAGGAAUAUACAGAAAAUCUGGCUCAACCAACAAAAUUAAGGAACUCAAGCAGGGACUCGACACAGAUGCAGACAGCAUGAAUCUGGACGACUACAACAUCCACGUCAUCGCUAGUGUUUUCAAGCAGUGGCUUAGAGACCUGCCUAAUCCUCUGAUGACAUUUGAGCUGUAUGAAGAGUUCAUACGACACAUGGCUUUGCAGGAUAAAAAGGAUGCGAUCAGAGGAGUGUAUUCCGUUAUUGACCAGCUGAGCAGAACUCACCUUAACACUCUGGAGCGUCUCGUAUUUCAUCUUGUCAGGGUCGCCUUGCAAGAGGAUACAAACCGUAUGUCAGCCAACGCCUUGGCUAUAGUUUUUGCUCCCUGUAUCCUGCGCUGUCCUGACACCAUUGAUCCAAUGCAGAGUGUCCAGGACAUCGGCAAGACAACAGCGUGUGUAGAACUUAUCAUUUGUGAACAGAUGAAUAAGUACAAAGUUCGACUAAAGGACAUCAGUAGCCUGGAGUUUGCUGAGAAUAAGGCCAAGUGCAGACUGACCCUCAUUCGACGGUCGAUGCAGACAAAUGCAGCUAAAAAGGGAAAAGGCCAUGUACAGCGACUAAGCUACCACACACCCUCGCCUCCUGUAAGUCCCCGGCUGCCAUCUGUGGCUCACCCCGUGAUAGAAGAGAGUGCUGGUGAAGAGGGAGAGGACUCGUUUGCUCAAGUCUCAGAGCAUCAGCAGGCAGCCAUGCAGCAGGAGGAGAGAGUGCUGACAGAGCAAAUUGAAAGCCUGCAGAAAGAGAAAGAGGAGUUGACUUUUGAAAUACUGGCUCUGGAGCCACGAGCAUCAGAUGAUGAAACCCUGGAGUCGGAGGCCUCUAUCGGUACAGCUGACAGCUCUGAAAACCUUAAUGUGGACAUUGAGGGAACUGUUUCUGACGUAUCUGAGAGAGGUCCAGUCUUGACUUCCCCGUGGCCUCGGAGAUCUGACAUGACGAGCCCCCGACGGCACGCUCUCCGCCGGCAGCCUGACUCCCUGGACUCUGUGGACUCUUGCUCCAGUGUUUCCUCCUACUCUUCCUCAUCACACUUCCAGCCAUCAUCCUCUUUCUCCUCUGCCACCACCCGGCGCUUUCGUUUCCACUCCAAGUCUCCCACCAUGGGCUCAGGUCCAGCCCAGGCACAAGCACAGGCCCAGGCCCAGGCUCUUAAUGCAUCUCAAGCCUCCCGUUCUGACAGCAUAGACAGUAGCCCUACAGGAGAUCCGGAAGGCGCGUAUGACGAAAGGCCCCAGUUUACCAGCCGAGGCACCUUCAAUCCGGAGAAGGGCAAACAGAAACUUAAAGGGGCCAAGCAUUCAACUCUGAGGCACUCCAGAGAAGGCAGUCGCCAAGGCAGGGACCCUCCAGACAUACCACAGCAGCUGGUAUUGUAUGGCAGUAAUGAAUUCAUGGUAUGAAGAACACUGCGCCACCAAAUCACUCCCUAUCUAUGUCCCUAGCAGGUGUAUAUGUUCUAAAUGGGAGGUAAUGCAAUGGCGACUGAUCUCCACUCCUCAAAGCACUCUUGCUUUGCCUUUCUUUCUUGAAGUCUGCAAAGAAGUGUCUCAAAGUGCCGUGUACAGUGUUUCCACCUCCAAAGGGGGGAGAUGUACGGCAGAGGGACAGAAAUUGGUGGAAAGUCUCCUUUUCUGUGGACUAAACUGCCACCCAUGCUCUCACAGUGCCUCGGGCAGCUCUUUACUCAGCGCCAAGAGGAGACGCACUGAGCAGGAGGACAGAGAAAAGGGAAUGUUGGAAUGUGCAAAAGAGCACGCAGCAUCAGGGAAUGUUAUGGAGCUGGAAAGCCGAAGCAGUGUAUGACAGUAAAUGAGAAGAAAUCAGGCAAUGUCAAGCGUCACGGAUGUUACAGUGAACUUAAAGCUCACAAUUAUUAGCUGCUUUAUGAGUUUACAGUUCAUAACAAUCAGUGUAAGCAGUGGUUGCUCUGUUACUACAAAUUUAUUUUUUUCCCUUAUUUAAUAAGUUUUAAUGUCACAGAAAUUCUUUUUAGCAUUUAAUAUACAGGUAUAAAUACUGUACAAAGCCGGAACCCCAGCCUCUGCUGGGUAGUUGAAGUCAUAUUUAUCUUUUUUUUUUUUUUUUUUUGAGUAUCUUGGACAGAGAUGUACGGAUUGGGGCUGUGUGUGUGUCUGUGUGUGUGUGUGUGUGUGUGUGUGUGUGUGUGUGUGUGUGUCUGUGUGUGCGUGCGCGUGCGUGUGUGAGAAAGAGAAAAACCACUUCAUGUGUUUAAAGUUUGUGCUGCUUUUUCCCCCCUUACAAGGGAAAUACCGCCAUCAAAGGGACCAAGUCAGCUGGCGCGUAUUCGAGCCAAAGGGGAUCCCAGCUCUGUAAAGAAUGACGGAAUUUGUAUGAAAUCCCUGCAUUCACUGCUUAACAGCCAUACAACAAUUGUAAUUGUACAGUGCAGUUCAUAUGUACAGUAUAGUGGACAAAUGCCAUUUGAUUCUUGAAACCUAUUGUUACCCCGCCCCCUCCGACUCCCAAACCAAUCCCCACCUCCUGUCUCUAAAGUGUUUGCUCAGUAGCAACCAAGAAAGAACAUAAAAUCAGUAUGUCUUCUGUCUUUA